AUGGCCGGGAUCUCAGAUCGGCCGGUAAGUCGGCCGAAGAACCACAUAUUGCAACGGCGCAAUAAAGCUUGCUUUACCUGCAAAAUCAGACGUGUCAAGUGCUCCUACGAAAGGCCGUCGUGUCAGCGCUGUCUGAGUACGGGUCGGAAAUGCGACGGCUAUCCAGCGACUGAGCCGCCGCGGCCAAGUGACGAUCCUCCGGUGAUCUUGAUGAUGGUGAUGGGGUGUCCGGCUCUCUCUCAGUGCGACCAUGCGGCCUCGACGGCAUUCCAGUUCUUCACCCAAGUAUGCGCCCCAGCACUGCUAAACUUUGGAAGCCAGCGCUUCUGGAACGAGCUGGUCUUGCAAGCUUGCUACCUGGAUGAGAGCAUCAAGCACCUUACCAUCGCAGCCUCACGGUUAGGACUCCACCACUCAGCAGACCCUUCUCAUCAACCUGCCGACGGUGACUCGGUAUUUCUCUCCCACUACGGGACGGCCUUGAAGUUGCUCAGCGGCAAACGAAAUCCAGACCCUGCGUUCCUGCUCGUGGCCUGUCUGCUACUCAUUCUCUGCGACGAAUUUCAAGACCAUUCUUUCGCGGCACUGCAACACCUGAUCGCCGGACGAAGGAUUCUGGCGACGUAUCAGCGAAGCAGAUAUACCGAGCACCAAUCUGCCACCAUCGAAGAACUCGGCCCAAUCUUUGCCCGGCUGGAAUUGCAGACCGGCGAGCUGUACUCUCAAGUCAGACCACUUUCCGAAACUUGGCAGCUCACCAAAAACCGGAAGUCAUGGCUCCCCGGCGACAUCCAGCAUUAUGCCACUCCCAAUGGUUCAAAAGGCCAGUGGAUAACCGUCGACGAUGCAGCUCGAUCACUGCAAGCUAUUGCAUCGGAAUGUACAUCUCUACAACUAGAUGGGCCCCCACCACCGACAAGAUUCCAUACCGUUCCGAAUUCUACGACAAGGCUCAACGAAUGGCUCGGCCAAUACAUUCUGUUCGAAUCAAGCGUACAAUCCAGACCCACACGUGCAAACCUCCCAGACUUGUAUCUGCUUAGGAUGUACCAUAGCUGCGUUCACGUGCUCUCACGCUGCGAGCCAUUCAAGCGAGAGCUGGCGUUCGAUUCUUACUCCAGCAUCAUAGAGCAGGCCAUGGUCGCCUGUGGCUUCCUCAUCCGCACAGCCAAAAUGCGGAUCAUUCCGAUCCUCUUCUUGGUCGGCACAAGGUACCGCAACGCUAGCGUUCGACGUAGGGCGAUAGAUUUGCUCCAACAGUGUGGAUUGGACGGUCAACUCCUUGCCAGGGUCGCACUGCGGGUGAUGCGGAUUGAGGAGAAGAGUGUCACCGAGCCGAUCGUAUGCUCUGAUGUUCCCGAGGAGAGCCGCGUCAGACUGGUUGAUAUGCUGUUCAAUGUGCGUACCGCGUCGUACAUUCUACGGUUCAAGCGGAGGCCGUAUGGUGAUGACACAGCCUUGGAAAGCAUCUUAAUACCGGCUCCAGCGCUAUCGUGGGAUCCUGAACCUCAAAAGCCUGUUCAUGCAUGCGAACUCCUCAAGACUGUCUUGAGAUUCGAUUUUAUGGCCUUUUGGUAUCAAGAUGAUCCGGCGUUCGCGGUCCCGGCAGGUUUCUGUCUGACAUGA
Messenger RNA from Cladophialophora yegresii CBS 114405, 1626 nucleotides. RefSeq lists its product as uncharacterized. The record is from RefSeq and is a predicted model, not a curated record. Gene Ontology annotation, molecular function: zinc ion binding; DNA-binding transcription factor activity, RNA polymerase II-specific. Gene Ontology annotation, biological process: regulation of DNA-templated transcription. The transcript has 2 exons. Lineage: Eukaryota; Fungi; Ascomycota; Eurotiomycetes; Chaetothyriales; Herpotrichiellaceae. The coding region runs from base 1 to 1626 and encodes 541 amino acids.